AUCACAGAACAAGUUCCAAGCAUAAUAUCUUUGCUUCCCUCCCGAAACUCUUGUUCUAUCACUUGAUGAUUCUCUAUGGCGUUCUUGCAUUUGCUCGGCGAUGAAGAUGCAGGAUACAACUCAAAGUUGGUAUGUUUCUAGCCAAUAUUAGUCGGUAGAGUCAUAUCGGUGGCAAAAUUCAACUUCUGAAGCUUCAUUCUCUUCAUCCUCAUUGUUAAUAUCUUAGCUAGGCUCAAUCUUCAUCAACUCAGCAUGAGGCGACUGGUUUGAGAGGAUAAGAAUCAGUCAUGACAAUUGAUGUUAAGGGAAAGACUUGUAAAGAGGGGUCCCCCAUGUCUCUUCAAUCACAAGAUAUUACAUUAUUGUUUGGACCCACUAAAGUGAUGCAAGAUCCACAUCAUUAGAAUUAACACCAACCGAUACCAUUUAGGGGCCAUUUGUUUGAUUUGAAUGACCUUUGAAUAGAAGUUAUCUCUGAACUAAUUCAUUGAAGAAUUGAACCCGUUAAACAUCAAAGUAUUUGGUGGCAACUUCAAUUUUUUUCUUAAAAUUCAUCUAAUAGAAUGAGAUAUUGAAGCAUGUCUGAUUCAAAUUCAGAGGUCUCUUUUCUAAUUUUGUCCCUUAUAAAAAAUGACAAUGACAAAAAUAAAAUCAAUACUCAAGUGAUUAAAAUUAGAGUAAUAAAUUUUAUUUUGGUACAACAAUAAAUUAUAUUUUUAUUUAUAAUUAUUGUUUAAAUGUAUGGCAAGAGAAUAUUAGUUAUGUUAAGCUAAAAACUUUAGCUUAUGCAAUUGCUUAUUGAUUUUAUCAAAUAUCUGUGUUCCAAAUCAUUAUGAUGGUUAAAAUUGAAAAACAACACAUGUUUAUAUAUUCAAUACCAAAUAGUUAAAGAUAAUUCAAACUUUAAAUUUAAUGACUGGUUCAAGUUCAACGUAGAAUUGGCUCACAAAAUCAUGUUUAAAUUUGGUGUUUAACACUUAACACUUAAUUUUACCAAAUGCCUCCUUACUUAUAUGGUCCAAAUGCUAAAGUGGUAUGUUGUGAUUGGAGCGUUCCAAAUCUUACAUGGAGGGACUGCCCUCCACAAGUCUUUCUUUGAUGUUGUUCUCACAGCUUCCAAGCAUGUAUGUUAUUAUUAUGAGCAACAAGGUCAAGCUCGCUUCUGUUGGCUCACAAAAGCUGCUACCACUUUUUCCCAGAAAAAGCUUGUUCUUCUUUGGCUUAAUGGAGGCCUUCUGUUGGAUGCUGAACGGGAGCAGAAAUGCCAAUGCAACUACAGCUCCUUCUGAGAAGGAAGAAGAUCAACUGUAUACUGCGCUAUGGCAUGCAUGCGCAGGCCCUCUUGUCAGUGUUCCGCGUAUAGGGGAGAAGGUUUUCUACUUCCCUCAAGGUCACAUGGAGCAGUUGGAAGCAUACGCAAACCAAGAUUCUAUGACGGAGAUGCCAAUUUACAAUUUAUCUCCUAAGAUCCUCUGCAAAGUGGUCAAUGUGCUCCUCGAGGCUGAGACAUACUCAGAUGAGGUCUAUGCACAAAUUAUGCUGCUUCCUGUGGACAAGCUAGAAGAGUCAGAUGAGGAGAAUGAAACUCCAAGACCUCAGCCUCAGCCGAUUCGUUCAAGCUUCUUCACCAAAAUACUCACUCCAUCUGAUACAAGCUCGCACGGUGGAUUUUCUGUUCCAAAAAGACAAGCAGAUGAAUGCCUUCCCCCUCUGGACAUGUCCCAACAACCCCCAGUGCAGGAAUUGGUGGCAACAGAUUUACAUGGGUUUGAAUGGCGCUUUCGCCAUAUAUAUCGCGGUCAACCAAAGCGACACCUGCUCACUAGUGGAUGGAGCACAUUUGUAACUUCAAAGAAGCUUGUCGCUGGGGAUGCUUGUAUUUUCAUUAGAGGGGAAAAUGAAGAACUCCGUGUUGGGAUUCGUCAUGUAACAGAACUAUACAACAGUGCACCCACAGCUCUCCUAUCUGGUCAAAGCAUGCAGCAUGGCAUACUUGCCAGUGCUGUUUAUGCCAUCUCUGCUAGAUCCAUGUUUACUGUGUAUUACCGUCCUUGGACAUGUCCAUCUGAAUUCAUAAUUCCUUGUUCUAAAUUCAUAAAGGCUGCGGAAAAUUACUUUUCAGUCGGGACAAGAUUCAGGAUGGCAUUUGAAGGUGAAGAAAGUAAAGAACAGAGAUAUGUUGGAACUGUUGUUGGUAUUGAAGAUAUUGAUCACAUUAGGUGGCCUGGUUCAGAGUGGAGAUGUCUUAAGGUGCAGUGGGACGACAAAUCAGAUGCACCUGUACGCCCAGAAAGGAUUUCCCCCUGGGAGGUUGAGCCUAUUGAAUUUACCAACAAGAACAAGAAUCAUACUUCCAUUCUACCGCAACCAAAAAAGCCCCGUCCACUUAAACCAUCAGCUUCAAGGUUUUCUCCCAUGGCCAGAGAUGGAUUAUUGAAGAGUUCAGUGCGGUAUAGAUCUCAGGAUAACUCAGGGGUCUUACAUGGUCACGAAAUCGCGGCCUCAGACACUCAUGAGUUGGGUACAUUGGAAGCACCACUAAAACCGCAUGAAGCUCCUACACCAAGUUCCAAUUGGAGUCACAUGCAGAUGGGAGUGGGGAAUGAUCAGCUGCCAUUCCCAAUUCAUGCUCCCCUUUAUCAGUGUUCCAGCAAAAAUCCAGACAGAAUGGGACUCGCUGGUCCCUGGUCCCCAAUAUUUACCUCCUAUGGAAUGGAUGAUAUUGUUGGAGUAUGCAGAAGUGCAUUGGCUGCAAAUUUUAAUUCUGAGUAUCUGGAAUGGAGGGCUUCUGGAGAGAAGGAUGGAGAUAGAGCUCAACCUGGCUGUGACAAAUACAAACUUUUUGGAGUGAAUAUAUAUGACAGUCAGGUUGAGCUCCCUUCACCACAAUUUGAAGCCAAUAGUGAGCUGCAUAAUGUUAGUUCAAUUCCCCUAACGUCUCAGUCAAGUAUAAUGUCUGAAGCUAGACAGGUUUCAGAACCAUCAAAGGGCACAAGCAUCCUGCCAGAGAAGCAAUGCGAGGACUGUUGUUGCAUCGCUAAUCGUAGUUGCACAAAGGUGCUCAAGCAUGGAACAGCACUUGGAAGGUCAGUUGACCUCACACACUUCAAUGGGUACGAUGAACUCAUUUGUGAGCUUGACAAGAUGUUUGAAUUCAAUGGUGGAUUGAUCGACGGGGGGUGUGGUUGGCAUGUAACCUACAGGGAUAAUGAAGGGGACAUGAUGCUGAUUGGAAGCUACCCUUGGCAGGAAUUUCGGGCCAUGGUGCGCAAGAUACUAAUCUAUCCAAAAGAAGAAACUCACAAACAGACUCCAAGCAUAAUGAAGCUGUAGCCCUGUGAUUUCUCUCUAUGUUAAGCAUAUCAAUUUUGCCAACUAGCUGCAUGAAGUGUCAUACAAACAUAUGCGUGUAAGAGAGAGAAAUAGAGAAUGAUAAUUGAUAUUCAAUGUCUAUGCACGUAUGUUAAUGAAGUUGUAUCGUAUGUCUGUUGUGUCUAUGCAUGUUGAUAGAGUUGCAUGUUA
Messenger RNA from Malania oleifera, 3522 nucleotides. RefSeq names its product auxin response factor 4-like. Gene Ontology annotation, molecular function: protein binding; DNA binding. The record is from RefSeq and is a predicted model, not a curated record. Bases 1066 to 3333 code for a protein of 755 amino acids. Gene Ontology annotation, cellular component: nucleus. The transcript has 16 exons. Lineage: Eukaryota; Viridiplantae; Streptophyta; Magnoliopsida; Santalales; Ximeniaceae. Gene Ontology annotation, biological process: regulation of DNA-templated transcription; response to hormone.